Molecule: messenger RNA, 6784 nt
Organism: Dermacentor andersoni
Lineage: Eukaryota; Metazoa; Arthropoda; Arachnida; Ixodida; Ixodidae
Gene: Lmpt
Product: four and a half LIM domains protein limpet
Molecular function (GO): zinc ion binding
Source: RefSeq, a predicted model, not a curated record
UUGUUGGCCCGCGCGUGGCAGUUGCGUCCGAUCAGAUGUGGUCGUCGCCGUCGGCUUCGUCGCCGUUGAUGCCGAAGUACUGCCGGUGAAUCGUCGCCCACCUGCGAGCAAAGCUUCCUCGCCACUGCGGUGACACAGUGCGGUGACCGCACCAGUGAACAGUGAGACGCCUCCAGGUUCCUCGGUGUCGUUACGUUAUUUAGUUGUCGUUUUACGUCUGCUCAUUUAGGAGCUGUGACUGCUGCCGGUGGGGUUCCGUGCCGCGGAGUUCUCCUUUUGUGAGUUGGUCGCGCGCGAACGUGCUGUGUUGUGCUGUGCAAAGUGUUUCUUGCAGUGCAGCAGGGAAACGUGCGCUCAGAGUGCCGGUGUUUAUCCGACAACGCCCUGCUUCUCCGAGGCAUCACCCGUAACACCUGGAACCGCAGGAAAGCAGUAGACGGAGCUUCUGUUUUGGGUGUUUCGUGCCCCUCUUUCCACGGCUUGUUAAAUUUCCCGCGCUUUGAAUCGCACUGUGCGCUUCGAGCAAAACGAGCAAUUCCCGCGUUUGUCAGAAAUUUCUGUGAACUCGAUCGUGUCUGCUGCGUGCUGUUGCACGUGACACAUGCGCUGCAACCCGUCGGUGCUAAUCGUUUGAAUGAGCACGCACUGUCGUAUGAAACAGCGAGCUCCGUAGCUUUCGCCGUUUUGCAGUUUCGUAGUGUCCGCAUCAUCUGCGGCUCUUGAGAUUCUACGACGCAUGCUGCGCACCGCUGCAGUCGUGCCCACAAGAGUGCGGAAAGGCAGCGAGCUACCCGAUUCUCCUCGACGGAUACAACCGCUGUCGCCGGGCGCAUCGCGUCACCUAUUGUGCUCUGGAAGUCGGUCUUCAUCUUAUUGCACCUGAGCCGGCAGUUGUCGGUGCUGGGGUGUCUGCGAGUCCAUUGUGUUUGACGUCACCUUGACGCCUUUUUUUGCGGUAGUGUGUACGCCGAGGAUUGGUGUCCUUUGUACCGCGCGCGCGCUUGUAUUCAAGCGUCGAACGUUCAGUGGCCACUUGUGCUGCGUUUAUUCCUCCUUGUUUUGACAUUCGUCUACUUACCGAGUUCUUUGGCAACGUUCUUUCUGCUUUUGAACCCUCUGUGCCCGUGUACACGUGCGCGUCUGUAUACAUAGUAGGUGGUUCUGCAGUGCCGUCUUGUUCGUGAUUCAAGAAGCAAACGUGCUGCUGUCACAUGUCGUUCGGCACUGAACUAACAUGCUGAUAGUAUAUAAUUUCUGCAUGUUUCAUACUAAAUGAAGUUAUAACCACUACAUUCGAGCGCAUUUGCACGGUCUAGAUCGGUACGACCUGGAUCCGUGAUUAAAGUGGUACGGCCUUUCUAUUGAAGAAACAGAACAAUAGCUCAGUAGAGGCGCAUCAUGUCACGCGCUGCCAGUACUUCGAGUGGCGACACGAAGUCCUUUUGGCGGCGACCAAGAAUGUCGUCGUCGCAAUGCAACGCCACAGGUGCGAGCCGUUUCUCGGGACCAGCCAUCCGAGUCGCGGCGCCGACGUCCCAGAUGUCAUCCCAAAGGCUACCGCCGUCGUCUCCGCAGCAGCUCAGCUCAGACGAGGAGGACGAAGAGCUUCGUUCCUUCCUCACUAUCCGGGAGCCGAUUCCGCGCCACGGCAGCGGCGUGGUGCGCCGCGGAGGUCGAGACGACUCGCCUUCUUCGCCCGCAAGCUCGUUCGACUCGACGCGUCUCUCUCCGUGGUCGACGCCCACGUCUCCUCGGUGGUCCGGCUCCACCACACCUCCCGGUUCCUCCAGCCUCGAGGGCCACUCUCCCGGUCUGUCGGCGUCCCUGUCUUCGUCUCCCUUCUCUGACGCUAGCGUGGUCGUGUCGUCCUCGUGCGGCACUCGCAAGCAUUGCCGCGGCGAUGGCCUCUUUCCCAAGGCUCUACCCUCCUCGGCUUCGGCGUCGUCUUCGCCUGGCUGCAAGCUGAACGCUCUCGGUGAUCCCCCGCCACCAUGCAACAUUUGGUCGGGCGGCUUCAAGUGGCACGACCAGGCAGGAGGAGGAGGGCCGUACAAGGAACGGGAAGAGUGUCUGCAGAUAUCCGACUUCUGGCAGUACGGCCAGCACCGCCGCAGCAGCGACUUUAGUUCGGACGCGGAAUCCCGGAGGGGUGAGGACGCCGCGGAUGCCGGGUUCCAGGGGACCAGGAGGGCUUCCUCGUUCGACACGCUCGAAGUCGAGAGCGACGACAGCUCCGUCGAUGCUCUGCGAGGAGCCAGGCCCAAGCUGAUCCUUCCGGUCCCGAAGCACUCUCCGCCGAAGAACGCCAGCUUUCCGGAGCCGUCGCAGCAGCAGUCGGCGCGCUCCGGUCGCGCCGCGAGGUCAGAGGGCGAGGAUGUGUGCUGCCACUGCAAGCUUUCUCCGAGUUUGCUACCCCUGGAGUGCUGCGAACAGGACGUCAGGAGCAAAGGCGACGCCGAAGAGCCGUUGGGAAUUGGCUUGGGGUCAAAGAAGGGCCUCAACUGGCCCUGUACGCUGCAACCUCCGAACCAGCGUUGCCUAGACUGCCUCUACUCGGUGCCUCUGUCCAGCGGUGCUCAGUGGGUGCAAGCGUCUUGCGGCAAGUUCCCCUGGAACAGGCGCCGAGGAUCGGGCGUCCUGGUUCACGAAGUCGACGAAGGACAGCCCUGCCUGACCUGCAAGGACAAGUGCCCCGGUUUCAGUCCCCACCUUUGGAGGAAAGUGUGCAACAACUGCAAGUGCCCCCGAGAAUCGCACGAUGUGUACCACGAAGAGUUCGUCAACGUGCGCGACCGCAUCGGCAUCAAGGCGUCCGACCCUUCGCAGCAUACUUCCAAGGAGAAGACGCUGCAGGAGGGAUACUCCUGGGUGCCACCGGGACUAUCUAGUGCGAAGAUCGAGGAGUACUUUGCUCAGCUGCCGAACCACAAGGUGCCGAGGCUGGGCAGCCCGGGGGAGAAGUACCGCGACCGGCAGCUCAUCGUGCAGCUGCCCAAACAGGACCUGGCGCUGGCCUACUGCAAGUUCCUGGAGCGGGAGUGCCAUCGGGCUUUCGAGGACUUCGUCAACGCUCGCAACGAGAUCGCCCUCGACAUCGGUUACGUCAGGGAGGCCCUCGACAAGACGCUGGAGUGCCACAAGUGCGGCGGCGUGCUGCCUGGCGGCGAGCUGGCGGUGAUCGCGCCCAAGUUCGGCGAGAUGGUCGCUUGGCACCCGGCCUGCUUCGUGUGCUCCUCCUGCAACGAACUGCUCGUCGACCUGACCUACUGCGCCAAGGACGGAAGGCUCUACUGCGAGCGCCACUACGCCGAGACGCUCAAGCCCCGCUGCGCAGCCUGCGACGAGCUCGUGUUUUCCGGCGAAUACACGAAGGCCAUGAACAAGGACUGGCACUCGAGCCACUUCUGCUGCUGGCAGUGCGACGACUCGCUCACCGGCCAGCGGUACGUGCUGCGUGAUGAGCACCCGUACUGCGUCCGCUGCUACGAGCAGGUGUUCGCAAACUCGUGCGAGGAGUGCUCCAAGGCCAUCGGCAUCGACUCCAAGGACCUGUCCUACAAGGAGAAGCACUGGCACGAGGCGUGCUUCCUGUGCAGCAAAUGCCGAGUGUCGCUGGUGGACAAGCCGUUCGGCUCCAAGGCCGAGAAGGUCUACUGCGCCGCCUGCUACGACGCCGCAUUCGCGACCCGCUGCGAUGGCUGCGGCGAGAUCUUCCGCGCCGGCACCAAGAAGAUGGAGUACAAGGGCCACCAGUGGCACGAGAAGUGCUUCUGCUGCUGCGUGUGCAGCAACCCGAUCGGCACCCGCAGCUUCAUUCCGCGGGACAACGACAUUUACUGCACCGGCUGCUACGAGGACAAGUUUGCCACAAGGUGCAUCAAGUGUAACCAGAUCAUCACUAGCGGUGGAGUGACGUACCGCAACGAGCCAUGGCAUCGGGAGUGCUUCACUUGCACCAACUGCAGCGCCUCGUUAGCCGGCCAGCGAUUCACGUCACGCGACGAGAAGCCAUACUGCGCUGAGUGCUUCGGCGAGCUGUUCGCCAAGAGAUGCACCGCUUGCUCCAAGCCUAUCACUGGAAUCGGCGGAACGCGCUUCAUCUCUUUCGAGGACCGCAACUGGCACAAUGACUGCUUCAUCUGCGCCAUGUGCAACAACUCUUUGGUGGGCAAGGGCUUCAUCACCGACGGACCUGAAAUCUUGUGCCCCGAAUGCGCUAGGCAGAAGCUGAUGUAACUUCGAAAUUAAAUGCAACACCUAACGAAACAAAGUAACUCAAAGAACACGAAGACUUUCAUGCACUCGCUAUGGUCCUAAUUCAACAAAGUUCGUCGUGGUCAUACCAAACAGCCGCAAGUAGCUUCUCUCAGAGAGAAACUUGAAAGCAGAAAUCAACAAAUAAAGUGUAUUAUAUUCCACCCCGCUGAGUUUACUUACUAUAUCUUCACUGUGAAAUGAGGAGUGAUCUAGUGCCUGCCUCUUCCUAAUAGCACAGGUUUGAGCAGAUGUGGCCUAUUAUGUUCUUUUAUGUUGAGUGUAGUUUUUUUUAACACGGCUACUGGCACAUAUUUGCAGUGUAAGGGAAUGACAACAGAAACCAUUCCACGACGAGCCUCGUAUAUCAGUGCAUAUAUCAGCUAUAACCACAAAUUGCGUUCUACCUAUACAUGAUGUUUGAAGGGACAUUCGAGCGCACUUGUGAGAACCUUUUUUUGUGAUGCGUUGGCUGAUGUUUCCCACAGAGAACUGAAUUCUUUCUCUGGUGCUAAGCUUUGCCACGUGCUCAGAGAUGCUGUCAACUUUUCAUCUGAUAUAAACAGGCGUGGAAGCAAACUGACCACUUUUUGCAACACUUUAAUAUGUAAUUUCAUGAGAAAUGAGGUCAUGGAUAACAAGGUUGACAGCAUCUGCUGACGCUGUUGGGUUCUUCAAGGGAACUGUUGCUUUAUUUCUAUUCCUAUGAUGUCUGCUUCCCCAGUUGUUCUUUAGCGGGUUAAUGAAGCUUGCUCUUUUUCCCCUGACUUACUUUACAGGCAAGAAAGUUGCAUGUUUUUGUAUCUACAGGCAACAAUAAAGGUUUUCCUAAAUGCACCACUGCUCAUUGCAAGUACUUAAACCAUAUAUGCACUGUUAAUGGUGUCAUGCAUUGAGAAGAAACAUUUUCUUAGAAUUUAGAAAAUUUUAAUACUUCAAUUUUCUUGUUUAUGAUUGGUAAUAUGGCAUUGUGACAUAUCUUUAUGUCAAUUUAGCUUGGAAACACAGAAAGACACACCUGUGGAGCUAAGCAGACGAGAGGUCACAAACUUCCUAUUUCUGACACUAAUAUAAGUAGAAAUUUAUGGAGCCUAAAGCGUGAUACCCACAGACUUUUCAGCGUAUCGAGAAUUCCUACAUAUGUCUAAAGUUGAAGCCUUUACUAAGUCACCAGCAUGGCCUUUAUGAAGAGAAAAGUUACCCGGCGCUGGCAGCCGUGCAACUUCAUCGACAAUCCGAUGCGUUCUUUGCCUGUACACAACAGGGAAAGAUGUUGAAGAUCUUCAAUCGAAGUCUAGUAUACAUGCACAACAUGCAUUUUCGUGCACCUAGCAACACAAACACAAGUAACGUAUAUGCACUUCACUACUGCUUAAAGUGAUAAAAGGCGCCUUGUGAAGUGUUGUGUAGCACAUUACAUACUUGUCAUAUUGCUUAGUGUUGCCCCUUCAGCCAACUGUUGUAUAUACUGAGCAGAGUUUAAUAUAAUAUGUAUCGCGGACUAAUUGUGAAAACCUUUUGUGAAUGCCGAGUGCUUUAACAGAAUGUGUCUCUAUGUAUUGCAUUCUAUGCUGAGGAAGCCCUAUGUAUGCUGAAGCAAUGCAAUUGAUUCUUAUGCCAAUUUUUUGUGUGACUCACUGUGAUGACUGUCUGGCAGUGUUUGUCAUUGCUUCAUUAGUAAUCUGACAUUUUUCUUGGUAUCCACUAAUGCUUUUAUGCACUUCAUUUCAACAUACGCUUGCUCAUCACGGCAACAGCAACAUGCCGCUUCAUGCACUAUUGUAUUGCAGAUAUGUGAUACUACACUGCACUUCUUAACAGCUUGCUGUCACUAUAGCAUUUGGUUAGCCUCUCUCCCUCCCAAAUCAUCUUUUGUAGUAACAUAAUGUUUAGCUUGUACUGGAGAGCAUAGGAUAUAUGCUGGUAUUAUCACAGUUGGGAUAUAGUUUUACAAGAGGAAAUGACAGCAUGGAGAAAGGUUGUGAAGAACCGAAAGAUAUCUGAAUAAUCCCCAAAUAUUAACACUGACCUCAUUUUCUGUUAUCAAGAUACGUAUACAUGUUCAUAUUUUUUAAUGCGAGGGUAACUGCUUCAUGUUCAUUUCGUAGCAGUACAAUGCUUCUGCAGCAUCAGCAGAUCAAGAUCACUGGGGUUUCAUACUUAGUUUCUGAAAUGGUGACUUGAUGGAACCUAGCAUAUUGCUUUGUUGUUUCUGUAUAUCUUUGCAGCACCGUGUUGUCUAAUGAACGCUUUGCCGUGGCAACUACAUCGAGUGGUUCUGCUUACACAAGUAGAAAACGCUUGAACGAUUUAAAUGCGGGCGUUAAUUGUGCAUUGCUCUUUAGGGCUUGCUACGCUUGCAAACUGUGACUCACGCUUCUAAGUGCCAGUGCCUGAGUACGAUAUAUUUUUUGACGUUUUUGUGUGUACGUGUCUGUGCUCUGUUUUUGUUACUAACAAUGUAUGUUGCACACUUGGAGAGAGGCUAUGCUCUCUCCUAAAUCGAAUAAAUUUCCACUCAUGGCUCGCA